AUGGAUCCCAUAAAAAAGGCGGAAGAGAUCGUCGGCAAAAGCACUGAGGAAGUGAAAGAGGAUGUCGUGAAAGCGACCAAAAAGUCCGUCUCCUCAUUACGAGACUUCGUCGCCGGUGGGGUGGGAGGUGUAUGUGCGGUGGUCGUUGGACAUCCGUUCGAUCUGGUCAAGGUGCGGCUGCAGACGGCAGAGAAGGGAGUGUACAAUGGGGCUUUCGAUGUUGUGAGGAAAACUGUUGCGCGAGAGGGGAUGGUGAGGGGGUUGUAUGCUGGGGUUUCCGCACCGUUGGUGGGUGUGACGCCAAUGUUCGCUGUAAGCUUCUGGGGCUACGGCGUCGGCAAGCAGCUCGUGGAGUCCUUCAGCGAGGUCAAAGACGGCCAAUACUCCGUCGCGCAGGUCUCGACAGCAGGGUUCUUCUCGGCGGUACCCAUGACCCUGAUCACGGCGCCUUUCGAGCGGGUCAAAAUCAUGCUACAAAUACAAGGGCAGAAAGAGCUCAAACCGGGUGAGAAGCCCAAGUACUCCGGCGGACUGGACGUCGUACGGCAGUUAUACAAAGAAGGCGGGAUCAAAUCAGUAUACCGUGGCUCAGCUAUGACGCUAGCGCGAGACGGUCCUGGUUCAGCUGCAUACUUCGCUACCUACGAGACGAUCAAGCGAUCACUAACGCCCAAAGACGAGACCGGCAAGCCAGGCCAGCUUUCCUUACCAGCCGUCUGCGCUGCGGGAGGUGCAGCAGGCGUGGCCAUGUGGAUCCCCGUCUUCCCCGUCGACACCAUAAAAUCGCGACUGCAGUCUGGCGAUGGAAACCUGAGCAUUAGCCAGACGAUACGGCAGCUUUACUCCAAAGGCGGCAUCAAGGCGUUUUUCCCUGGUAUGGGCCCGGCGAUGGCAAGGGCGGUGCCGGCGAAUGCUGUGACGUUCUUGGGCGUGGAGUUGGCGCAUCAGGCGAUGAACAAGGUGUUUUAG
Molecule: messenger RNA, 969 nt
Organism: Saxophila tyrrhenica
Lineage: Eukaryota; Fungi; Ascomycota; Dothideomycetes; Mycosphaerellales; Extremaceae
Gene: CRC1
Product: carnitine transporter
Exons: 2
Coding region: 1-969 (322 amino acids)
Biological process (GO): mitochondrial transport; carnitine transmembrane transport
Cellular component (GO): mitochondrial envelope
Molecular function (GO): O-acyl-L-carnitine transmembrane transporter activity
Source: RefSeq, a predicted model, not a curated record